This is a messenger RNA of Melanotaenia boesemani (Boeseman's rainbowfish), 944 nucleotides long. RefSeq lists its product as uncharacterized. The record is from RefSeq and is a predicted model, not a curated record. NCBI's taxonomy places the organism in Eukaryota, Metazoa, Chordata, Actinopteri, Atheriniformes, Melanotaeniidae. Bases 76 to 888 code for a protein of 270 amino acids. The transcript is spliced from 8 exons.
CCUCGGAGCUCAGAAUUCCGGCGAAUUUUUUGCCGGAAAGGACGAUGUGAUCUCGUUUUUCCGAACGGCGAACUCAUGGAUGCUGAAGCAGACAGCCAGAGAGGAGAACAAAGUUUGCAUACAGACAUCCUGAUGGAUGUGGGGGAGCUGCAUGACGAGGAAUGUGGCACCAAGAUGCUUCUCCAGGAACCGAAUGGCUCCGUCGACAAGGGAAUACAACAUACUGAGUCCUCGAGUUUGUUCCCUGCCUAUCCAGUCUGUGUACCACAUGACAGAUGGACAAUGAGUGGAGAGAAAGAGGACGUCCAAGACAACUUGUUGCAUUCCUAUUGUACAGCAGGGGGCAGCAGAGGUCAGAGAAGUCCAAGUCCCAUGUUGAAGUGCUGGGUGUGUCCUGAAAACCAGCACAAUGUGAAAGACAGUCAAGUAAAGAAACCUGUCAACCCCUCCGUCUCUCCACAUUUAGACAUGCCUCAUUUGUCUAUCUCCAUUUCUGGUUCAGUCAGUGCCGUUGCUUGUCCCGAGGUGUCUGAUUUACUCUCUGACACCAGCAGUCCCUUUGGUUGUUUGUGUAGUUUGAACAGUUCAUCCUGGGACGCUCUGGGUUUCCCAUCCAGGAGUCCCGGCUUCUCUAACCAGGAUCCAGUCAGUGCCGCAGCUCACCUACACCUCCUCGGGGAGUCCUUGUCUCUGAUUGGACAUCAUCUUAAAGAGACCAAUAAAACGGUGUGUAUGUCGAGUAGCUUCUCUCUACUUUUGGACUCUCUGCUGUGUGCUUUGGGUCCGCUGAUGUGCCUCACCGCUCAGAUACCUGAGAUGAUAAGCUGCACAGAAUACACGCUGGCCUCCACUCUGGAAAACAUUGCUUAUGUGAUGCCUGGGCUGUAAGCGAAGAUGGAAGCUCAUACUGCUCAUACUGGUUGUAUACAACAAUGACACAUCAA